UUCAAAAGUGUUCCAAUGGAGACGUUUAUUCUUGAAGAUACGAAGCCGACACAAAUCGGUGAUGAUCUGACCGGAAGCGCCCAGCUACUGGGUCCUGACGGCGUUACAUAUCGCGUGGUACAGGUAUCAGGCAGUGAUGGAACAACCGUUGUUGCUGAAGGGACUACUGCGGUUCAGGUAGUCGGAAGCACGAAUGGAGUCUUCCAAACAAAUGCCCCUCUAACAGAUGCCUUAGCAACUACCCCGACUGGUCCCUUUUAUGUUAUGAUGGCGCCGACAGAGAAUGCUGCCGUCAUCACGACGGCUUCGCAGCGAGCUAUUAUGCCUUCAAAAAACUCAUCGGCAACGUUCACGUCGCCAACAGCGUCUACAACUCGAAUAACCAAGACAAUGGCACGUGACGAGCGGCGACGAGCAACACACAACGAAGUUGAGCGACGCAGGAGGGACAAAAUCAACUUGUGGAUUUUGCGGCUCAGCCGUAUCAUACCCGACUGUAACCUGAACUCCGAGAGUCCACAAGGAGCUAACAAGACGCAGUCAUUACAAUCAAAAGGGAUUAUACUAAGUAAAGCUUGUGAUUAUAUCAAUGAGCUUAAGGAAAAAGCUGACAAAAGCCAUCAACUCAUCAAGGAAAAUGAGCAACUUCAAAUGGAAGUUUCUGACUGGCGUGCCAAAUACGAAUCGGCUGUACAUGAGAUCCAAAUGCUAAAAGAUAUCCUUUCUCAGCAAGGUAUUCAAUUCAACAUCUUUCGAGAUACGGCAAUGGGCCCUGGAACACAGCAACCAACAACUCCAACGGGCGAAUCGGGGGGAUCGUAUGAUGAAAGUGUCCUCGAUGAUUAACACCACUCACAUACCCUACCAGGCUAAGAUCGCUUAGGUCCAUUAAUAGACUGAAUGAACUGAUAGCCUCCAAUAAGAAAGAUAGCCUACAUAUUGAGGUGAUUACCCACCAGUAACGCCAUUACCCUCGUUAUCGAUAACACACAAUUUACAGCCACACAUGUCUUAAUCUACUUGCAGCACGUCUAUUGUUUAAAACACAAUCCAUGCUGAACUGCGUGUGUUAUGUCAAAAAAUGAUGGUCUGGCAGAGAUGAAUUCGUUCAUAGGCCACUGAUUUAAUUACCGUACGUUAGAUUAUUAACAUACGUUAAUUAACUAAUUAAUUAACGUUAAUUAACAUACGUUAGAAUCAAAAACGUGGGAAGGAGACAUCAAACAAUACGAUGUUGAUAGUUCUAGUGACAAAAGAUAGAGGAGCGAUCACUGUAAAAAACAUGUUUUUGGGUCUUUGUAUGCAGAAUGGAAAACCUUACUAUAACCGUAGUAAUAUCUAUAACAAGCAUGUAUAUAUCCGUUUCCCAGCCGGGUCGUUUGUAACUUACUGUAGAACCACUAAAGCGGAUCAUUUGUGCCUGAGUAAAUGUUGGUAAUUUGGGUGAGAUUAAAGCUUGCCUAUCUAUAUGGAUUUCGAUAAUGAAAUCUGCCAGAGCAUAUGUGAUUGUAUAUCAGUCCGAAUGACGGCUCUCAGUACAGUGAUUUUGACUUUAUAUAGAUUAUAUAGACUUGGGGGUAUAAUGGUACUAUAUCGACUUUGCAAGAUGACAAAGGAGUGAUUCAUUGUUUUUCCACUUAAAUUAGUAAUAAAAAACUAUGAGAAUACAAUGAACAUAAACGGCGACUUGUUGGUUCGUGGCAAAGAUUAGUUGUUUAAAAAUCAGAAUCAGUUCAAUAGUAAUCUGAAAAAAAUUGAAGCUAUACUUUUGCAUCGUUAUCGGUGAAAGACAUGCGUAAGCGAAACGCUAACGUAGGAUAUAGGGUAACAGCGACAAGGAUCUCGCAUUCAAUGGGCAUCGUGCAGGCUCCAGGCCUAUGUUAUAAUACAUGGUAAAAAUACCGAGUGUUAGCAGCAAAUAAUAUUGCGCCAUUAUAAAUUAAAUUCACUCACUAGCAAUGUGAAAACAAAAUGUUGUAGGAAGAUGAAACUGAGAAAAGCUUUGAAAUCCCCAGUCAGUGCCGUUAAGUAGUUAUCGAUAAUGACGUUACGACAAAUUCAGCGCAGUAACAUGAACAGGAUUAUAAGACCCUGCGAACGAACAAUACCAUGCGAUGUAGCCUGCGCGAUUAAGUGAACACAUUCAACGUAUUAUACCGUCAUUAUCCACAGUUAAGAAAUCGAUGAUCAUGAAGGACAGCUACGACUCUUAGAUUAGCUAAGGAAUAGCUAUUAAUAAUAAAAAAAUGUUAUCUAUAAAGAAAAAAAACAAAGCAAACAUUAAGCUGUAAAAAGCACGGAGACAAUAUAACUACAUAACAAUACUAAUCAUAAUAUAGUAGUAUAUACAUAUAUAUAUAAUAUUAGGGUAAAAGGUGUAGCAGAACGUUUGCGUUGUGUGAUAUGUUGAUGCUACAUGCCUUAUGGCGCGAAGAUUGGGCAACUCCACCAAUCAGUGUAACUAUAUAACUUGUUUGUGUUGUAAUAACGGCGUAUUGAUAUACCGUAUUUUACUAUCUCGUUUACAUUAUGAUAAACCACCGUAAACUUUUCAAAUAACACAUUGAUUCCCAUCACAGCCUUGUUUUUUUUAUCUAUAAAUGUGACUGCUCCCCUUGUAUUUAUUUCAGACAAGCGAAUCAAUGCCGAUAUGGCUUCAAACGAUCUCAGUGGAUUCGUAUAGUACUGCUUUUUGUAUCCGUCACCAAUCAUUUUAUUCAAAAUCACACCCACUCACAUGCGGAGCACGUACAUGAUUUUU
Molecule: messenger RNA, 2761 nt
Organism: Varroa destructor (honeybee mite)
Lineage: Eukaryota; Metazoa; Arthropoda; Arachnida; Mesostigmata; Varroidae
Gene: Usf
Product: upstream transcription factor usf
Biological process (GO): regulation of transcription by RNA polymerase II
Molecular function (GO): DNA-binding transcription factor activity, RNA polymerase II-specific; protein dimerization activity; RNA polymerase II cis-regulatory region sequence-specific DNA binding
Source: RefSeq, a predicted model, not a curated record